AAGGAAGGAGUGGGUAUUUGUGAUGUUGUGGUUGGCGGUGGUGCACUCUGUGACAGCUCGAUAGGAAAACGGCAAGGAAACUGGUCACUAUACGAAAGCUAGAGACAGACGCAAUCGAAGGGGUGAAGUAGAUUACUGUUAGAUAGUUAGCUCAGCUGACUUAACAAUGCUGGCAGCUGUGCUACGGUGACUGGACUCUGUUGUGAAGGGGGAGCUGAAAUUCGGUUUCCACUUUAAUUUGUUGCGCUAUCGGGAGAUCGCCAGUCAUGGAGAUUACCGAGACAGAGGCCGGGGAGCGCAGGCGGGAGCACUGGAAGCUGCUCUCAAGCCUGAAGACCACGGUGGAGGGGCUUCUUUCCACCAACAACCCCAACGUGUGGUCGCGCUACGGGGGCCUGCAGCGGCUCCACAAAGACAUGAACAACAUCCUGAGCCACGGUCUGAGGCACGAGCAGGUGUUCUGCAAACAGAAGGACUACUGGCCCUUCGUGUGGUGCGUGCGCCACGUCAGCCCCCAUCUGGCGCCGCAUGUCGAGCAGUUCAACAAGCUGGAGCCAGUGGUCACCGGUAGGGUGCAGAGUGCGGGGGAGGGGUACAAGGCAGAGCGCUGGCUGCUGCACAGUCUGCAGAUCCACUGUCUGUCCGUCCAGCUCAGACCCCUGCUGGAACAUCAGGCUCUCGUGCGCAAGCACUACAACGAUGAGGCCUUUAUUCUGAGCGAACCCCACGUUUCGGCCAUGUUCCAGUGUCUGGAGGCUGUGGAGCAGAAUAACCCACGUCUGCUGGCCCUCAUUGACACGUGCAGGUUGUCCCACCUGAAGGAGCCUCCUUUUGGCCUGCUGAAGAGCCAGAGCUUGAAUGUGCUGCCGGGGGCCCAUAGCAACCUGCACUGCCGGCUCACCUCAUCCCAGGCCUCCCUUAGAGAUGGUCUUCCAGGUGCCCCUCUCUCAGGAAGUUCUCUUGGGCUCCCCUGGGUGUGUGUGGUCGGAGAUUCGGGGCCGACGGACUCCAGCGCCUCUCAGGGGGUCCAGGCGAGCCCACAGGCGGAGCCGGUGUCCGGGGGGGAGCCGGGGGGGGACGGGGAUUUCGACGACGGGCCGGAGUACCUGGCCAUCGGGAACCUGGGACAGCGGAGUCGCCGCGUCUCCUCCAGCUCCACCUCCAGUGAACCGGGGGAGGGGCCUGCGGCAAGGCAGGGAUUAAUGGCUCCGCCCACAACACCUCGCAGCUCCUCCUUCUCCGAAGGCCAGGGGGGACCCGGCCGGGGCUGCAGGGGUCACGCACGGUCACUGUCUGACACGGACGUCACGGGCGUCACCCACAACAAGCACAACCAAGGAGGGAAUCACAGGAAAAUCAGCGUAAUAAUAGAGGAUCCUGUAGCAGAGUCGGCUGGUGAAGUUUGUAGGGUGAAGGAAUACGGGGCUUUCUCUCCGCUGAGCAGCGACAGCAGCACAGCCAGUUCUCUGUACAUGGAGUCAGAUGGCUGCCAGGGCAGCAUGUCCGACGGCUUGUUCCGAAGGCCGUCGAAGGGGCAGAGCCUCAUCAGCUACCUCUCGGAGCAGGACUUCGGCAGCUGUGCGGACCUGGAGAAGGAGAACGCCCACUUCAGCAUAUCCGAGUCGCUCAUCGCCGCCAUCGAGCUGAUGAAGUGCAACCUGCGCCGACGGGAGGAGGAGGAGGACGACGACAGCGACUGCGAGAUCCAGCAGCUGAAGCAGAAGAUCCGGCUGCGCAGGCAGCAGAUCCGCAACGUGCGGCUGCAGCCCGGAGGGCUUCCGCAGCGCGUUUUCCACUCCACCGACAGCGGCGAGUCUGGCCGGAGCUCCCAGAAUUCCCUGCACCUGUCGGACUCCGGCUCGGCCGAGGAAGUGGAAGAGUGUGAGCUGAAAGAUGACAGUGAGGGUGGGUCCCUGAUGGUGAUGUCUCGGAACGGGCUGUCUCUGUCACUCGCCUCCCUUUUCUCAGACGCCGACAUCAAGCGCAGCGUGACGUGCGCCAGCACCAGCAGGUCGUUCCUGAGCUCGGAGUCCGUCUCCCACUCCUUCCUGCAGUCCAACUCGGCCGAGUCGGUGGCCAUGGGGCUGCUGCGGCAGUUCGAGGGCAUGCAGCUGCCGGCCGCCUCCGAGCUGGACUGGCUGGUCCCGGAGCAGGAUGCUCCCCAGAAGCUCCUUCCAAUCCCAGACUCGCUACCCAUCUCCCCUGACGAUGGUGAGCACGCUGAUAUCUACAAGCUGCGGAUCCGGGUUCGAGGAAACCUGGAGUGGGCCCCACCCCGACCUCAGAUCAUCUUCAACAUCCACCCGGCCCCCAAGAGAAAGGUGAUUGUGGCCAAGCAGAACUACCGGUGCGCUGGCUGCGGGAUCCGGGUCGACCCAGACUACAUAAAGAGACUGCGCUACUGCGAGUACCUGGGCCGGUACUUCUGCCAGUGCUGCCACGAGAACGCCCAGGCCGUGGUGCCCGGCCGGGUACUCAGGAAGUGGGACUUCAGCAAGUACCCCGUCAGCAACUUCGCCCGAGACCUGCUGGGCAAGAUCGCCGGAGAUCCCCUCUUCAACCUCAGUGAUAUCAACAACGCCCUCUACAAGAAGGUCAAGGCGCUGGAGACUGUGCGGCUCCUGAGGGUGCAGCUAUAUCACAUGAAGAACCUGUUCAAGACUUGUCGUCUGGCUAAAGAGGUGCUCGACGAGUUUGACAGUAUUCCAGGUCACCUGACUGAAGACCUGCACCUCUGCUCCCUUAACGACCUCGGUGCUGUGCGCCGCGGCGAGCUCGCCCCCCGGCUGCGACAGCUGCUGAAUUUGGGUUCCGUGCACGUUGAUGGCUGUGUGCUCUGCCAAGCAAAGGGAUUUGUUUGUGAGUUCUGUAGCAAUGACAAGGACAUCAUCUUCCCCUUUGAGCUUAACAAAUGCCAGCGUUGUGAAGACUGCAAGGCGUGCUACCACAGAGGCUGCUUCAAAAGCGGCAAGGAGUGCCCGCGCUGCCAGCGGCUGGCGGAGCGGCGGGAGAGGCUGGCGCGGAAGAUCAUGGACGAGCAGGAGGACGACGCGGAGGACGAGGGCGGGGGGAGCUCGUAGGGAAGGAGAGACGGAGGACGGGGGGGGGAGGGCAGCACAGUCAGGCCCUCUCCUCAGCCCUCCGCCGCUCUCCUCGUUUCCCUCCCGACCCCGGACACUGGGAAGUGCGCCCCCUAGUGGACACGCAUCGGAUUCGCCGGCUUCAAGGGCUUAAGGUCGGCUGCGGUAGAAAUAUUACAUGCUUUAUGUGAGGUAUGGUCGCUACGCUUUAGUAUCCCGAAUCUCAAAGGUUGUAAUUAGACCUGCCUAUUUAGAUUUGUGUUUUUGUUGCUGAUCUGGUGGGGUGUGAACUGUUCUUUUUUAUAAUUAGGUUGUUAGUAUGAAAAUGGAUUCACUUUCUUUUUAUCACGGCAAGAAAAAAUAACAAACAAAAAAAAAAUGCGCAUAAAAUAAAUCUGCUGCAUAGUAACACUACAUUUGGCCUGCUGAAUCACGGAGACAACUAGUUCUUUUUCGUAGAUGCUAAAGACUAAAGACGUAAUAUUUCAACCCCAAGCCUACAUAAGCCCUUUUAAGCUCCCUAAUGCUUGUCCCGCUCCUCCGCCCUGUUGCUGUGCAGCUCAUAGGAGUGGCAAAGAAGGCAAAAGGCUGCACUGCACUACGGGAUUGCUAUGCGGCUAACCUAGAAAGACCGGUGGAGUGUGCGUGUAAAAAGGGAGGGAGGGAGAGGGCGAGUAUGCAAGAGAGAGAGAGAGAGAGAAAGAGAGAGAAGUGCACUUACGGAGAUUCCUGGAGAUUCUCUUCCUGUUUGCGUCUGCGUCCGUCCUGGCCAGACCGCAUCGAUGCUUGAAUGUUCGGCGUGCAGGUGCACUUUUGAUUCUUUCGGAGUUUCUUCUUUUUUUUUUUUUUUUUUUUGAAAAAUGCUGUGUUGCUGCAUUUUAUUUAUUUCCAUUGCACUGGCUGAGACUACGAGGGGUCAGAAACGCCGCAUUGCUUGUGCAGACGUAGACGUUAAGGGGAUAGCUCACCCAAAAAAUGAAUUCUGCUCAUUCUCCUUUUCCUCACUUUUCUCAUUGACCCAACAGUAACAGCCAUCUGCAGUGGACUUUUUUGGAGUCAGUCAGAAAGGUUCCCCAAAGCCUCAUAUGAACGGAAGUCUAUUAACAAGGAGGAUCUAGUCAAAGAUCUGCUUUGAGAUGCAAAAAAUAGUAAAAACUGAACAGAUGCACAUUCUACAUUUUACUUUUGAAUACCAUAGUACAACUGUUCCAUAGAUUGUGUUCUUCUGCACAAAUCAGGCAAUACACUGAAAAGUACCACAUAGUGACUGAUUACCUAGCAGCCUUCAGCCUUCAAAUAAAAUAGUUUCCAGCUUUCUAUGUAAUCAGUGACUGUUUGUAGUACCUUUAACAGUAAAUCUUGCCUCGCUAAUAUGCAAAUACAUAAUCUGCAGUUGUACUACAAUUUAAAAGAAUUCUUUCCCCAGGAUCAAAUAAUGUAGCGUACGCAGCUGGUUAGUCACUUAGGUUGUUAGCAAGACUGAUGAAAUAAGAUCAUUUGAGAGGUUAUAUAUGCAAUGCAUAAGGCUGUAACUGUUCAUAUCAUCCUCCAUGUGUUUGCAUCCCAUUUGCAUCCUUUUUUUUUUGCAAAUUAUUGCUUUUUAAAAAUCUAUUUGGUUAUUUCAUAGAUCUUUUAAAUAAUUGCUUUCGCUGGGCCUUUCUUACCACUAGACUUCUAUUCAUUUUUAUGUGAAACCACAUGGAACCAUUUUGGCGGACUGUAAGAUCUGCAACAACAAAAACAGACACUGCAGAAAGCUGUCAUUGUCUAGUCAGAAUGCAUUUCUUGAGGUAAGAAAAUGAAUGGGUAGCAUUCAUUUUAAUGAUGAACUAUCCCUUUAACGGUUCUGUGGGCGACCGAUGAUCUAUUUUGUUUCGGUGGUGGUGGGGAUACAUUAACAGUGCUUGAUUGUUCUAACUUGUUGGUUCCAAUAGAGGUGGGCAUUUGCCCAACUACGAGACAUUCUUUCACCGAUCGCCACCUCUUUGUUUCAUGAAGCAUAUAUUUGUCUGAUGUAUUAAAAUCAUUCCUAUUAUAUAGCCUGUUUUAUACUAAUUUCAGCCUCUUGACUGACUGUCAUUGACAGGGAUAUUACCAGGAUAUAUAAGUGUGUGCUUUCACAUGAUGAUCUCAUUCCUUGCUAGCAGUGAAGCACCAAUAUUAAAGUCUCUGUUGGCCAUUUUAAUGGAGUACUUUAUAUGCAUAGGAAAAUACCAAACUGUUAUCCUUGUACAGUGAAUGAGAUUCUUUUGAUGGGUCAUGACUGUUUGGUUUGUGGAGAGAGCAAGGGGAGCUGGCGUGAGAAUGGCAAAAGAUGCUGUGGUGGUGUGUGUGUGUGUGUGUGUGUGUGUGUCUGCGUGCGUGUGCAUGUAUGAUACCUUCUUUGUCCCAUAGGGUGAGGAUACAGUGGGAAGGAAUUUUCCUGCGACCUUUAACCUUUCCCAUCAUGCUCUGCGCUUCAUAUAGGUAGACUACAAGGAGUGACACUUGCUUUUAGGACAGUAUGUUUACUCCAUGAUUAAAGGCGUGUUUUGGAGGCAUUGGUCAUCGUUUGGUUGAAAUGUCAUGGGUCAGCAAUGAAGUAAACAUUUUACCGCAAGUGUUGCGCAUUUUAUUCUAUUUGUGUGUAGAAUUAUUGUUUUGAUGUAGCACCUCUGCUCGGUGGUUUAUGCAAAGACUCCAAACAGCCCUUUCCUGCUCGUAUCCGAGUACAGGCUGAUUGAGUCGAGCGCAGGUGCUCGUCAAAUCCUUAACGACCAUAAAGCACUGAUUUCUUUAAAGGGACAGAGGCGGGCUAAACCAAUCUGUUCAACUCUGUUAUUUAGGAGUGGGUUUCGCCCCAUGCUAUAGCUGCUUAAGAAAUACUGUACGUACUGUUUAAAUCAGUGGCUAUCAGUUCUCUGUUCUGUCCUGCUGAAUUUCCCCUCAGCCUUGUGUGAAUUCAAAUUUGUCUUUAUAUACUAAGCUGCCUUUUUGUGUUGAAAUGAAGUGCACUACCGAGGAACCAUCCUGAAUAUUUCUGUAAAUUAUUUCUUUGAAUUGUAAUAAUAAUAUUGACAAUAAAGAAUUGCGCUGCCAUGUA
Molecule: messenger RNA, 6162 nt
Organism: Anguilla rostrata (American eel)
Lineage: Eukaryota; Metazoa; Chordata; Actinopteri; Anguilliformes; Anguillidae
Product: run domain Beclin-1-interacting and cysteine-rich domain-containing protein-like
Exons: 22
Coding region: 267-3080 (937 amino acids)
Biological process (GO): negative regulation of endocytosis; negative regulation of autophagosome maturation
Cellular component (GO): late endosome; early endosome
Molecular function (GO): phosphatidylinositol phosphate binding
Source: RefSeq, a predicted model, not a curated record